Drosophila ficusphila is the source of this 3307-nucleotide messenger RNA. RefSeq names its product RUN and FYVE domain-containing protein 2. Gene Ontology annotation, molecular function: metal ion binding. Lineage: Eukaryota; Metazoa; Arthropoda; Insecta; Diptera; Drosophilidae. The record is from RefSeq and is a predicted model, not a curated record. Gene Ontology annotation, cellular component: cytoplasm.
AACGGAAUCGAUUUAAAAUAAAAAAACAUACCUCAUAAAAAUGUCAACGGUAAUAAACCAAGAAGUGGCUGCACCACCGAGAAAACCCCCAACGAAAGCUCCCGAAAAGCUCGUGAGCUUGACACACUUGACAAAUCAAUAGGAUAAAGAACUUUAUGCCAGUCUUACUCAACGCGUACACAACAGGAUAACGGUGCAACCUCAUAGCUCUAUUCGCCUUUUAGUUAUUUGGUUCAUUUAAAGGGAAGUAGCCUCUCAAAAAGAGGUAAUCAUAAGGAGUAAUCUUCUAAAGGUAAUAAAACAGUGGUGGAAAUACGACAGCGAAGGAAACUUUAAACUUAUUGAGCAGCUAAUAUCGAUACGUGUAUAUAUCUGUAUUUUUAUGACCGCCCACGUACACACACAGACACAGCAAAAUGCGUGGACUCGUCGAGGAUACGAAGACCAAGUUGUCGUCCACGAACAACAACAAUACGAUCAGCAGCAGCAGUGGAAGUAGUCGCAUAAAGUCGGCCAACAAUGCACCAGUAUCCAGUGCCAGCGCCAGCAGUUCGAAGCCAUUAAGGAGUGCGGUGAAAACGCCAACAAUGAACAGCACGACGUCAUUGGCAGCAGGAGCGAUUGCGGCCAAGAAGGCGCCUCAAACGGGGCAACAACAAGUUGGCAAGUCUGCAAAGUCCUCGACAACAGCAGCAACCACAACUGGAGCAGCAACAAAAAAAACCCAAAAGGGUCAGAAUCCACCCCCACAACAACAAGUGCAACCGAAGCAGCAGCAGCAGCAGCAACAACAAAUACAGCAGCAACCCUUAGUGUUGCAACAGCAACAGCAGCAGCCACACCAGGCGAACAACAGCAGCAACACGAUUGCUCUGCCCAAAGCCUCGCAUGCCAACACCAGCGAGGAGUUGGCCGGCGGUGUCCAGGAUACGAUUUACCUGUGCAAUUUCCGGGUAUCCGUCGAUGGCGAGUGGUUGUGCCUCAAGGAGCUGCAGGACAUAGAUGUUGCCGGCGGAACAGGCAGCCAGGCGGUGCAGGCCAGUGAAAAAGUGGCUGGCGGUCCAUCCCAGUCGGGAUUUGCAUCCAAUUUCAAUUCGGGAUCCAACUCGAGUAAGCGGAACAGCAAGCGCUUCUCCGGCUUGUCCGCAGGAAGUGGCAAUGGCGGCGGUGGCAACAGCGGAGGAGGAGGCGCACUGGACAUCACGGACAAUGCCCGGGAUACGGCGGAAAUCGAGCGGAGCAACCUGGUGAACAUCUGCAAGCUGGUGGUCAAGGAGCUCCUGGAGCAAUCGCUGCGCUACGGUCGCAUGCUGGACUCCGAUCACCUGCCGCUGCAGCACUUCUUCAUCGUCAUCGAGCACGUCCUAGGACAUGGGCUGCGACCCAAGAAGGGACUCCUCGGUCCGCGCAAGGAGCUGUGGGACCUGCUGCAGAGUGUGGAGCACUACUGCCCGGAGGCGCAGGACAUCACGGCGAGUGUCAGGGAUCUGCCCACGGUGAGGACUCACAUUGGCAGAGCCAGAGCCUGGCUGAGGAUCGCGCUGAUGCAGAAGAAGCUAUCGGACUACCUGCAGGCGCUCAUCGAGCACAGGGAGGACUCCCUGUUCGAUUACUACGAGCCACAUGCUCUAAUGAUGAGCGAUGAGAUCGUUGUGAUAAUGGGCAUUCUAGUGGGCCUAAACGUGAUCGAUUGCAAUCUCUGUGUGAAGGAGGAGGAUCUGGACUCCCAGCAGGGCGUCAUCGAUUUUUCGCUCUACCUGCGUUCUAGUUCAAGGAAUGCCGACUCCGCUCCGGAGGACAAUGCUCCGCCUGCUUUGCUGGAUGCCACUGGACAGGGCAACAUGAUUGCGGUGCUGGAUCAGAAGAACUACAUCGAGGAGCUCAACAGGCAUCUAAACGCCACUGUGGGCAACCUGCAGGCGAAGGUGGAGUCGCUGACCACCACCAAUGCUCUGAUGAAGGAGGAUUUGGCCAUAGCCAGGAACAGUUUGUUGGCUCUUCAGGCUGAAAACCAGGCCAUGAGGCAGUCCACUCCGGCAGCGGAUAAUAACUCCACUGGCUCGGGAGGUUCCUCCGACAAGGAUAAGGAGAAGGCUUCCGAGGAGCUGAUUGAAGAGCGUCGCAAGACCAGCGAACUGGAGAAGGAGCUCAAGCUGCAGGUGUCCCUCAAGGCGGAGUCCGACAUGGCCAUGAAGCUCCUGGAGAAGGACAUCCACGAAAAGCAGGAUACGAUAGUCUCCCUGCGCCGCCAACUGGACGAUAUAAAGCAGAUCAAUCUGGAGAUGUAUCGCAAAUUGCAGGACUGCAAGGCAUCCUUGACGCACAAAACGGAGCUGAUGGGCAAGUUGGAGCUCCAAAAAGAGGAUAUGGCCAGCACUAUUGACCAGCUGGAGAAAAAGUGGACCCAUGACAAGAGCAACCUGGGCGAGAUCUUAAAGACCACGUCGCAAACCCUCACCACCCAGGUGACCGCCAGCGAAGAGCGAGCUGCUCGGGCGGAGGCCGAAUCCCGAAUCGAACGGGAGUGGCGCAUUUCCCUGCAGGAGAAGGAGCUGAAGCUCAAGGAGAAGAUUUCGAACCUGCAAGGUUGCCUCAAAGAACUGGCCGAGGAGAGGGAGAAGAACGGCAAGCUGAAGGCCGAUCUGGACAAGGUGCGAACGCAGUGGUCGGAGGCACAGACCACGCUCGAGGAGCUGGGCAUCCAGUUGAGCGUGAGCAAGCUGAAGGUGUCGGAGAUGCAGGAUCAGGAGCGUCGCCAGCGACAACUGCUCUCCGGAUCCGCUCAAUCACUGCAGGCCAUGCCGGAGGCGGUCGGGAGUCCCGGAAUCUGGGCACCCGACUCCAUCGCUACCCAUUGUACUGCCUGCGAGCGGGUGUUCAACCUGACGCGGCGCAAGCACCACUGUCGCAGCUGCGGCGAAAUCUUCUGCAAGGCCUGCUCGGAGCACACCCUGCCCCUCAUCAAUGCCCAGGGUCAGCCGGGGAAACCAGUGCGAGUGUGCGAUAACUGCUACGCCGCCAAAUGAUCAUGCAUUAUAUGUUAUCAUUACGCUUGACUAGAAAUCGCUAGGCGUUGUGUAACCUCUGAAAAAUUCUAUACAUUUAAAUUUAAAUAUACGUUUUUUGUGGGCUUUGUGGAAUGUUAUAGUGUGCUCUUAUUUUAUCCACAAAGGAGUAACGUUAUUUUGCUAAAAAAUGAAAAUACCACUUCACCUAGCGAUACAACUAUUUGACUUUAUAAUGUACAUUGAUUAAAUUUUAUAACAAUUAUAAUAAAACUUGUGUCAAACAAUUUGUACAUAUUAAA